Punctularia strigosozonata HHB-11173 SS5 is the source of this 1327-nucleotide messenger RNA. RefSeq lists its product as uncharacterized. The coding region runs from base 30 to 1163 and encodes 377 amino acids. Lineage: Eukaryota; Fungi; Basidiomycota; Agaricomycetes; Corticiales; Punctulariaceae. Gene Ontology annotation, molecular function: hydrolase activity, hydrolyzing O-glycosyl compounds. The transcript has 8 exons. Gene Ontology annotation, biological process: glucan catabolic process. The record is from RefSeq and is a predicted model, not a curated record.
UUCUUCUUCAUCGCACCGGCCUCGUUUGAAUGCGUUCGUUGGUUACGCUCAGUGCCCUUGCCGGCUUCACCUCUCUGGCUGCGGCGUCGUCAUUGAAGCUCGCGAGCAGCUAUUCGGGUGACACCUUUUUCAACGGAUUCUACGUGAACGGGUCUGAAACCGACCCGACGAACUAUGGAAAUAUCCAUUAUGUGAACUCGUCCGUCGCGACAUCGGACCAGCUCGCCUACGUGAACUCGGCGGGCAAUGUCAUCCUUAAGGUGGAUAAUUCGUCCUCCGACCCGAACCCGGGAGAAUACUCCACGUUCGGCCGCAACACCGUCAUGGUGAUCAGCAACGAUACCAUCGUCAUCGGCACGCUUGUGGCGAUAGACGCGACACACAUACCGUACGGGUGCUCUGUCUGGCCUUCCUUCUGGACGCUCGAUACGGAGACGGGUACUGAUGAGAACGGCGAGAUUGACAUCAUCGAGACGGUGAACCUCAAGUCGGCGAACCAAUACUCAUUACACGCCAAGUCGGGCUGCACGCUCGUAAACGAUACCUCGUUCCCUCACACGGGCACCGACCUAUACACGAACUGCGACUACAACUACACUUUAACUGGCAACGAAGGCUGCGGCAUCAGCGAAACUGCGUCCUCGAGCUCCGUCGGCUCUGCCUUUGCGAGCAAUGGAGGUGGUGUUUACGCCAUGUACUGGUCCACUGACGGUAUCCAGAUCUGGUUCUUCGAGCGCUCCAACAUACCGUCGGACCUGACCUCCGAGUCGCCCGACCCAUCUUCAUGGGACGAACCCUCCGCAUCCUACCCCACAUCGGGCUGUGACCCCAGCACGUACUUCAAGUCGCAGAGCCUCAUCAUCAACACCGACAUCUGCGGCGCGUGGGCGGGCAGCGACAGCGUCUUCACCUCGACGGGCUGCUCUGGAUCAUGCGCUGACCUCGUCGGCACCGCGAGCAACUACGACACCGCGUACUGGGAGAUCCAAUACGUGAAAACCUUCACCUCGAGCGGUUCGUCGAGCGCGUCCGCGACUGGUACUUCCACCAAGACUAGCACCAGCUCGAGUUCCAGUUCGACGUCUUCGAGCGGGACCGCGCAAGUGACCGCCAGCGUCCUCGGCUUGCUGGCCGCCAUGAUCGUCUGUGCCGUGAUGGCUUGAGACGCCUUGACUAUAUCUGAGCACAUAGGAGGACUCAUAACUGGAUCAUGGGUUGUACAACAUGUAACGGCUCUCACUGAGGAUGAGCUGCCCUGUCUCUACGUUGAAUCUACGUGUCAUAUAAUAAUUCCGAGUACUUGACCCAAUGUAAUGAAGGUCCUCGC